Caenorhabditis elegans is the source of this 526-nucleotide messenger RNA. It is a transcript of the gene F10E9.11, whose product is annotated as rRNA-processing protein FYV7. The transcript has 2 exons. Bases 123 to 458 code for a protein of 111 amino acids. Lineage: Eukaryota; Metazoa; Nematoda; Chromadorea; Rhabditida; Rhabditidae. The record is from RefSeq and is marked reviewed.
GUCUUGCACGCUCUCUCGUUACCCCCCGCUGUGGUUAUUAUACCGUUUACCACCUUAAUCCCUUCAAAACGCUUUUAUAAUUUCACAUAAUCUCUUCUUAGAAAUCUCAAUCGUUUAUUCAGAUGGGAAAUCGAUCAAAGACAGACAAUGCAACUGCCGUGGCAUCGCAACCACCCAAAAAAGUUAAAUCGAAAAAGCAAAAGAAAAUGAGCUUUUCACAAGCACAAGACGUAUAUCUUCGUCUGAAGCAAGAAAAAGAAGAGGAGAAACAACGAGAGCGAGCCGAACGAGAAAAGCGAAAUGAGACGAUUGCAGCGACAAAUAAAUCAAGAAAGAAGAUGAAUCAGGCAUUGGCAAAAAGAAAUAAAAAAGGACAACCAAAUCUGAAUGCUCAAAUGGAUGUACUUCUCGAGAGGAUACAGAAAAGAGUGGAUAAGGAGAAAAAGGAGAAGAAAUGAACUAAUUGUUUUGUCUUUUAUAUUUUCAGAUUUUUUUUGUUGAAAUGAAAUUGUUGUGUUUUUAAAAA